This is a messenger RNA of Myxocyprinus asiaticus (Chinese sucker), 2322 nucleotides long. Its product is annotated as gastrula zinc finger protein XlCGF8.2DB-like. Gene Ontology annotation, cellular component: nucleus. Gene Ontology annotation, biological process: regulation of transcription by RNA polymerase II. The coding region runs from base 172 to 1215 and encodes 347 amino acids. Gene Ontology annotation, molecular function: DNA-binding transcription factor activity, RNA polymerase II-specific; RNA polymerase II transcription regulatory region sequence-specific DNA binding. NCBI's taxonomy places the organism in Eukaryota, Metazoa, Chordata, Actinopteri, Cypriniformes, Catostomidae. The transcript is spliced from 3 exons. The record is from RefSeq and is a predicted model, not a curated record.
CAUAAGGGUUGCGUCACUGCUCCUGAGUCUGCUGUGUGUUCAUCUAGAAAUGUAUUUAUAAUUGUAAGAAACAUUGUUUUUUUUUUAUUCAGCAGGCUCCACUGAGAUAUCUGAACAAACAGAUGAAGAUACUGUGCUGCGAGUGAUGAAACUGAAUGAAAUCUGCAUUACAUGCCACUGAAGAUGGAGAUUGUUAAAGAGGAGUUUAAAGAGGAGAGUGAAGACGUCAGUAUUUCAGAACCAUUCAGACUGAAGAAUGAAGAUACUGAACAAAAAGACCUGAUGAAGCUGAAAGAGGAAAGUGAAGCACUGAAUGAAGUGGAGGAGAUGCAUCAGUACCAGAAACCUGAUAAUUUCAUGAUUGGAAAAAAAUCUUAUAAUUGCUCACAGACUGAAAAGAAACACUCAGGAAAAGAAACUCAAAUAAUACAAAUACAACAUUCUUUCACCUGCCCUCAAUGUGGAAAGAGUUGCAAACAUAAAGUAGCCCUUAGAAAGCACAUGAGAAUUCACUCUGGAAAGAAACCUUUCAAAUGUCAGCAGUGUGAAAAGAGUUUCUUGGUUAAAGGAAGCCUUGAAAGGCACAUUAGAAUUCACACUGGAGAGAAACCUUACACAUGCCCCCAGUGUGGAACGAGUUUCACACAUAAAUCAAGUCUUAAUAUCCACAUGAGAAUUCACACUGGGGAGAAGCCUUACUCGUGUCAUCAGUGUGGAAAGAGUUUCACACAUCGCAAAAGUUAUAAUGAGCACAUGAGAAUUCACACUGGAGAGACUCCAUACACAUGCCUUAAGUGUGGAAGGAGUUUAAUAGACAAUAAUUCCCUUAAACAUCACAUGAGAAUUCACACAGGGGAAAGACCUUUCACUUGCCAUCAGUGUGGCAAGAGUUUCAUCAAUAAAUAUUCCCUUGUGGAUCACUUGAGAAUUCAUACUGGAGAGAAGCCUUUCACAUGCCCUCAGUGUGGAAAGAGUUUCACAUAUAAACCAAGUCUGAAUAUUCACUUGAAAACUCACACUGGAGAGAGGCCUUUUACAUGCCUUCAGUGUGGAAAGAGUUUCACACAUAAAGGAAAUCUGAAAAUCCAUCUAAGAACUCAUACUGGAGAGAGGCCUUUCACAUGCCUUCAGUGUGGGAAAAGUUUCAGAAAAAAAGCAACACUACGAGCUCAUAUGAAAUGUCAUUCAAAAUUACACCAGUGUUCUAACGACUAAAAGAGUGAAAUUGUGUUAACUGUUAAAGGAUGAAUUAAAUAAGAACAAAAUAUUAUUUUGUGCAAUUACCAUUUAAUUACCAAUAUGCCUAUUUUGAGAGACAUUAUUAUAAGGAUGAGAUGGACCUUCCUGUACAAAUGAAUGGGUGAAAUCGUAAGUCUAAAUAUGGCAACUGGUAGGAAUGCAUUUAAAAGAGCUGGUUUGAGUUUUUCUGUACAUGCUGCCCUUCUUUUGGAUUUUCACACACAAAAGUCUCGAGUUGAAUUAGAAUGGUAGCAACAAAAAAAAAUUCCAGUAAGUGACAGUUUUGUGGAUGGAAAUGCCUUGUUGAUGAAAGAGGUCAAUGGAGAAUAGCCAGACUCCGAUAACCACUCUGUACAAUUGUAGUGAGCCAAAUAGCAUCUCAGAAUGCACAACACGUCCCACCUUGAGGUGAAUGGGCUUCAACAAUUGAAGACCACGACAGGUUCCACUUCUGACAGAAAGCUGUGUGUAUAUAUUCUUUAUGUAUAUUCUGUGUGUCUGUGUGUGUGUUUAUUGUAUUGUCUAGAUUACAGUGUGAAUUGUCGGCAGCAGCCAUGCUUUGGAUUGUUUGUGAAUCACUCUUAGGGUUUUAGGAGUCCUCAAGACGACUUCUGAGAUGUUGUGGGUUUAGGAGCUACUUUCAGCCUUAAAUUGUUUCACUUAUUACUCUUAUAUGAAAAAUUAAUCCUAUAACUAGUUGCUCCUAAAUUUCUGAGUUAGAAGUUACUUUUAGCCUUAAGAUUUUUUGUGAAUACGGGCCCAGAUCAGCAAUUUUAGACAUUUCAGUCUUUCCCCGCUCACACAGAUUGGAACUGUACUUGCAUGCAUUAACAAUAACUGUAAAAGUAUUACAAGGAAGUAUUACAAACAUGGUGACCUGAGUUGUAUUAAAGGGACUUUGCUGUUUUGUAAAUUGUUUGAUAAAAACACAAAGUUUUGGUCAUGUGGUAGUUUAUGGUUGAAAAGGGGAACAUUAAAUGUAUUUUCUUAUGAGGUUUUGUAUACUAUUUUGUGUUUAUUGCAUAUUUUGCUGAAUAUAAUGUAUGAAAUUACCAGUAAUAAAGAUUUUAAUCUUGUUGGUGA